GGACGCGACUUCAGUUGAAUGCAAGGAGUACACGGACGAAGAACCGCGUUCACCACCACCAUCUACCUGAAUCUCACCAUCACUUACAAAUAAUACUUUACUCCUUGCGGCGCGCGUGUGUCUCAUUGUUUUUGGUGUUUUUGUCGCGUAUAUGUAUGUAUGAUUUUCGUGAACAAUAACAGUAAAUAAUAGUAAUUGUUAUCCCGCGGUGUAACAUGUGGCACGUCCUGAAGUCGCGCGAACAUGCGACCACCCGAUUGACGAUCGUCCACUGAUGGGAAUCCCCGCUCGAGUAAUUUACCAUCCCAAUAAGAAUGACGAUCACCGUAGCUCUUAUUAGUGUAAUCGACGUAGUGAUGAACGACACCUAAGUAGUCGUUCCAGAAUGAAAGCUUUGAAGCAAUCGAAAUCGUCAAGCGACAUCACCAACCCCACGGUCCCGGGCAGCAAAGGCCAAAAGCCACGCUGAGCGAUGCAAAGGCUUCGCACGACGUUUCAGCGAUCGCGCACCCCUACCGGCAAUGAAAUGAAGACACAAAGCAGCCUCGAAGUACCCAAACAGAUCCGAUCUGCUUCAUUCGAUGAGAUCCAAGCUAAACGUCUGCAAACCAACCCGCAAUCCUCGGACCCAAAUUCAUUUCUUCGGGUGCCUCAGUUUCAGAAUACGCGUUCCAAAAGCGUCGAUUCGAACGCGAGCGAUGAAUCGGGCAAUUUCCUGGAAGUUCCGUCGAAAAAGUUUCCACGACGAAAGUCAUCCGGUGCGCGACCGUUCGUAUGCGUUCACUGUAUGUACCUGGAGGAAUCGAAACAACACGCGGCAGAAAAACCACCCCCUAAACCUCCAGAUUUCCGAUCGAGUCUCAGUAUCAGCGAAUUCUCCUCAUCAUCUUCCGAAGAAGACAUGGCUCCAAUUCCUCAUUGUUCUAUAACGGUCACCGUAUCGCCAACGCCUAACUCGCCUCCACCAAGACCUCCUCCGCCUAUUCUAACCUCUCCUGUCAUUGAAUAUUAUUCGCCCGAAAGCGAGCCAAUUCCUCCAGCAACAGCUGUCAGGAGACGAUCAAUACAAAGGCAAGAGGCAUUUUUGGGAGAAUCGACUGGUAAUUCACUGGAGGAUAUGAAAGAUGUUGCAUCUGAAAUGACGUCUGACGGAACAUCGGAGGGAGCAUUGUCGGAAGGUGAUUGCAUAGCGAUUCCGGACGUGGUGGUUAGAGAUAUUUACCUCCAGGUACCGGACUUAAAAAGAGACCGAGCAGCAUCGGUGGACUCGUGCUUUUCUAAGGUGUCUCAGGGUAAGACGGAGGAAUUGCAACAUUCUGGUGUUAGCUUGGAGGUUCCAGUGGGGCCGAAUGUCGCGUUACGGUCCAGAUCCGUUGAUAUCGUUCUACCCACGGACGAACAGGCGAGGUAUAAAGCCCUUGCAAUGGCUGCCCCUCCAGACGAAACCAGUUCGGAUAGAAGAGGAAAACCGAGUACCGAGUCAGAGCGAUCUCUCCGGAACACUCCAGAUUGGACGGAAGGAGCUAUUGAUGGUGAUCAUUUGUGGGUCCCAACAUCCGUAUCUGGAGACUUCUGCUACGUGGGCGACCCUGAGUGCACGAAGCACGGAAUCCGUUUGAAGUGUUCCGCUUGCAAUAUUGUUGCCCAUCAAAAAUGCAUUCCCAUAUUGCUGGAACGAAUACGUUUCACUUGCAAGCCCACCUUCAGAGAUGUCGGUUUAAGACAAUAUCGAGAGCAAUCUAACGUGCAGCACCACUGGGUCCAUCGGCGGUCAGAGAAAGGGAAAUGUAAACAAUGCGGAAAAUCAUUCCAAUCGAAAUUAUCAUUCGGCGCUAAAGAAAUCGUUGCAAUAAAUUGCUCUUGGUGCAAAGUGGCUUUCCACAACAAAGAAACUUGUUUCGGGUCCCAUCGUAUGGAAGAAGCAUGUAAUUUAGGUGUACAUAGCAGUAUUAUAGUUCCUCCUUCGUGGAUUAUCAAGUUACCUGGCAAAGGGAACUUUAAAUCCAGCCUUAGGAAAUCUUCGAAGAAAAAUUCGUCGAGCAAACGACGGAAUAAAGAAAAGGAUAAGGACCAUAAAGCAUUUGUAAUCAAGCCUAUACCAUCAAAAACAGUUACGCCUGUGAUAGUAUUUAUAAAUCCCAAAUCAGGGGGCAAUCAAGGUACUAAACUACUGCAGAAGUUCCAAUGGCUACUCAAUCCCAGACAGGUGUUUGACCUAACACAAGGUGGACCCAAGAUGGGUUUGGAACUGUUCAAGAAGGUGCCGAACCUUCGGGUUUUGGCCUGUGGUGGUGACGGUACUGUUGGAUGGGUCUUAAGUGUCAUCGACCAAAUCGGCAUAUCUCCAGCUCCAGCGGUUGGAGUUCUUCCAUUAGGCACUGGCAACGAUUUGGCACGAGCAUUAGGAUGGGGAGGGGGAUACACUGAUGAACCAAUUUCAAAAAUUCUUAUGAACAUAAGCAAUAGCGAAACUGUGUUAUUGGACAGGUGGUCGUUGGAAGUGGAAAAAAAUCCGGACGCCGACCCUAACGAAGGCGGAAAGGAUAAUCUACCGUUGAACGUUGUAAAUAAUUAUUUUUCACUCGGUGUCGAUGCUCAUAUAGCUUUAGAAUUUCACGAAGCCAGAGAGGCUCAUCCUGAAAAAUUUAAUUCAAGACUGAGAAAUAAAAUGUUUUACGGGCAAAUGGGAGGUAAGGACCUUCUCAAGCGAAAAUGGAAGGGUCUCGCCGAAUUAGUUACCUUAGAAUGUGACGGACGUGAUCUUACGCCAAAGCUGAAAGAACUCAAAGUGCAUGCGAUUGUAUUUCUCAACAUUCCAAGUUAUGGUGGUGGUACCAGGCCCUGGAACAGGGCAAUGGGAUCAUCGGAACCAAGCACUGACGACGGUCUAAUCGAAGUUGUGGGUCUGACGACCUAUCAGCUGCCUCUUCUCCAAGCAGGUGGUCACGGUACAUGCAUCACUCAAUGCAAGAACGCGAGGAUCGUCACUUCGAAGACGAUUCCAAUGCAAGUUGAUGGAGAAGCGUGUAAACUGGCCCCAUCGAUAAUUAAUCUAACGUUGCUCAACAAGGCCACCAUGCUGGCGAAACGAAAAGGAGGCGGAAAACACCAUGUACCACGUGUACCACUCGAAGAUCUUACCAUCCAGGUGCACAGAAUCGCGAUGAGGGACUAUGAACAGCAUCACUACGACAGGGAUAUGCUAACGCAGUCAGCCAUCAAGGUCGGCACGAUAGAAGUAAAUCCUAUGUCCGAUUUGGAACAGGUCAGAGCCCAAAUCGACCAGUAUAUGGAAGAAUGUAAUCAAACGAAACCUGCCGAAUGGUGUUUUCUCGAUUCGUGUACAGCAGAGCGUUUUUUUCGUAUCGACAAAGCUCAAGAGCAUCUACACUACGUUUCGGACAUAGCGUACGAAUCUCUUUACAUCCUCGAUUGCGGUAGCGUCACAGUACCUCAAACUCCCGACGACGAUGCUACCGUUCCCUCAGCCAGUUCAAUGCACACCACCUACAUGGUACCUGAAAUGAAAGUUAGUAGUGAGGGUAGUCUGGAUUCGCCCAGCGAUCAUCCCCCAAUUUCGCCGAAAACCGCCCUCUCACCCGACGACGACGUACAGCAACCCAUUCCGGUCGAUAAACAAAACGGGGAAAGGCGCCUGAACAUUUACAACGCUAUUAAAAUUAAAAGCGAUGUAAUCGAAAAGCCCAACGAAGCCCUUAUAAAAGCUGCUAUUGUGGGAGAUUUGCAAACGAUAAAAAAGGUACAUUCCAUGGGACAUUCCUUAACGACAACGGAUUCCUCGGGGCAGACCAUCUUACAUCACGCUGUGAGAAAUAGUCACAAAGAAAUUGUGAAAUACGUUUUGAGCACAGCUCCAACUUCAAUUUUAGAAGCUACCGACAAUGCGGGCCAGACCGCUCUACAUAAAGCCGCUUCUUACAAAUGUCGCAACAUCUGUUGUAUGCUAAUCGCGGCUGGAGCUUCUCUGGAAGUGAAAGACCAAAACGGGCUCACCCCCAGGCUUCUGGCCAUCCAAGCUAACGAUCAUGAUCUAGGGGCGUACCUCGAAAGUCAAGAACACUUCAGAAUGAUAUCCAAUGAUCUAGGCUCUGAGGUUUGAUAUCAAUAGCUAAGAAUCUCUUUAAAUAUAAGUACGUUUUUUCUUGCCUUAUUAACUAGGCUUCGUAUUAUACUAUACAUACAUAUAUACAUAAUAUAUAUAAAAAAUAUUAUCUUAUAAGCAUUCACUCCAGUGUGAUAUUGAAUAAUUGAUGUUUGACUUAUGUAUGUUCAGUUUCUUCCAAUAACGACAAUUCACUUCAGUUACCUUAAUUAUCAUUUGUACUAUUACUGAAUUUAUUAUAGAUAACGUUUUCAAUUAAAGAAGUACCCUUGCAUGGUGAUAAAUACCCCUGAUUAGUAAGAUAGAAACAGAUAUUUAUGUCUCACAUUUCUUUUCUGUCAUAAAAGUGUCAUUUUUUUUACGAUACCCUACUCAAUAAUAGAUACUCCUAUUACAAACAUAUUCAUUUAUUACAUAGUUCCUUAAUUAUUAUAGUAAAUUUAAAGGUGAACAAAUGGGCACUGUGUAGUUCCUUUUUACUCUUUUGUUUUUUUUUUUUAAUUAUUGGUAAUAAGUAAUCGUUUUAAAGCAAUAAUUGUUUAAUGCGUACCUAUGUAGUUUCAUCAUUACAAAAUUUGCAUCGUACCAUACAACAUUCCGUUUACAAAUUGAAAGUUACAAUAAUAGUUGUUGAAUUAAUUACUAUGUACGUUAAUUAAAUUCUUUCGUUGCUGAUUACAAAACUAACAUUAUUGAUAGAGAUAGAGACGGAGCACAAUGGAGCAUCCUACUGGUUUCACAAAUUACUAGCCUAAAUUUCACAGUUACAUUGAAACACAAUAGGAUACAUUACUUUUGAAAAUCUAUGAAUGGUGAUAAAUAAUGAAAUCAUACAAUAGGAUCACGCAACAUAAUAUACUUGUAUAUUUUUUUAAAACAAAUGUAAUAAUUAAAAAAAAACCUGCCAUUUAAACCUGAGCCG
This is a messenger RNA of Agrilus planipennis (emerald ash borer), 5045 nucleotides long. It is a transcript of the gene rdgA, whose product is annotated as eye-specific diacylglycerol kinase. Bases 473 to 4120 code for a protein of 1215 amino acids. Gene Ontology annotation, biological process: diacylglycerol metabolic process; intracellular signal transduction; lipid phosphorylation. The transcript has 19 exons. The record is from RefSeq and is a predicted model, not a curated record. Gene Ontology annotation, molecular function: protein binding; ATP-dependent diacylglycerol kinase activity. Lineage: Eukaryota; Metazoa; Arthropoda; Insecta; Coleoptera; Buprestidae.